Messenger RNA from Solanum stenotomum, 718 nucleotides. RefSeq names its product germin-like protein subfamily 1 member 19. The transcript is spliced from 2 exons. NCBI's taxonomy places the organism in Eukaryota, Viridiplantae, Streptophyta, Magnoliopsida, Solanales, Solanaceae. The record is from RefSeq and is a predicted model, not a curated record. Gene Ontology annotation, cellular component: cell wall. Gene Ontology annotation, molecular function: manganese ion binding. Bases 44 to 712 code for a protein of 222 amino acids.
UGUUUCCAAAUUUAAUAUAAUUAGACUUCAAUUUGUUACAAGCAUGAUAAUAACAAUUUUAGCCAUUGCUACUUUGUUUUCAUCCCAAUUAGCUUAUGCCUAUGAUGUCAAUCCUCUACAAGACAUAUGUGUUGCAGUUCAAGACUUCAACACUUCUGUUUUUGUGAAUGGAAAGUUUUGCAAAGACCCAAACCUUGCAAAAGUAGAUGAUUUUUUUACUUCAGGACUUAAUGAAAGUGGAAAAGUAGUGAGGCAAAUGUAUGGUUAUUCUGUGCAUAUUGUUGAUGUAAACAAUAUGCCAGGACUCAACACUUUAGGCAUUUCUAUAAUUCGUGCUGAUUUCGAACCAAAGGGUCUUAUCCCACUUCACACGCACUCUCGAGCUACUGAGCUUAUAACUAUCUUGGAGGGCACACUUUAUGCGGGAUUUCUUCUACCUUAUGAAAAUAACUUCUUUAAGAGUCGUCUUUUCUCUAAAAUCUUGAAUCCUGGUGAUGUGUUUGUGAUUCCACAAGGGCUUAUUCACUUUCAGUAUAAUGUUGGACGUACAAAUGCUACUAUACUCGCUACUUACAACAGUCAAAAUCCUGGAUUCACCAUGAUUCCUAAUAUAAUAUUUGCUUCUGAUCCACCUAUUAUCGACGAUGCUCUUGCCAAAGGUUUCCAGCUUGAUAAGAAAGUGAUUAAACAACUUCGAAAGAAAUUUGCCUAGGUUAUG